Cutaneotrichosporon cavernicola is the source of this 861-nucleotide messenger RNA. RefSeq lists its product as uncharacterized. The transcript is spliced from 3 exons. Gene Ontology annotation, molecular function: S-adenosyl-L-methionine transmembrane transporter activity. Gene Ontology annotation, cellular component: mitochondrial inner membrane. Gene Ontology annotation, biological process: transmembrane transport. The coding region runs from base 1 to 861 and encodes 286 amino acids. The record is from RefSeq and is a predicted model, not a curated record. NCBI's taxonomy places the organism in Eukaryota, Fungi, Basidiomycota, Tremellomycetes, Trichosporonales, Trichosporonaceae.
AUGGAGGCACACAGCCCGACAUUCCAACGGGCGCUGUUGUCCGGUGCGGCCUCCGGGCUCGCGGUGGACCUCAUGUUCUUCCCGCUCGACACGGUCAAGACACGUAUCCAGAGCGCCAAGGGGUUCUGGGCCUCGGGUGGCUUCCGUGGCGUAUACAGCGGUGUGGGGAGUGUUGGCAUGGGUAGUGCUCCUGGUGCCGCGGCCUUCUUCGUAACCUACGAAGAACUGAAGAAACACGUCCCCCACUAUCUUCCGAACCACACCCCAGGCCUAAACCACAUGAUCUCGGCCUCUGGUGGCGAGUUCGUAUCUUGCCUAAUCCGUGUACCUACCGAAGUCGUCAAGAGCCGAACCCAGACUUCCGCCUACGGCUCUAGCUCUUCCUUGACCACGGCCGUCAAUGUGUUGAGACACGACGGCGUUCGCGGCUUCUACCGCGGUUUCGGAAUCACCAUCGCCCGCGAGAUCCCCUUCACAUCCAUCCAGUUCCCGCUGUACGAGUGGCUCAAGCGGACCCUCUCCGCCACGUAUUUGGAUGGCAAGCGGCCAAACUCGGCCGAAGCUGCCGUUUGUGGAUCUAUUGCUGGCGGCGUCGCGGCCGCCCUCACAACCCCGCUGGAUGUCGUCAAGACGCGGGUCAUGCUGGAAGCGCGCGGGGCCGGGUCGGAACGCAGCCCUAGUGUUCUGAGCUUUCCCUCCCGCCUCAUUGGGAUUGCCAGUGCAGAGGGCGUGGGCGCACUGUUUAGGGGAUGGGUGCCAAGGACGAUUGCGAUUGGGGCGGGAGGCGCAGUGUUUCUGGGUAUUUACGACUUCUGCGCAAACUUUGGACGGGAAAGGGCGCCAGAACACGAUCUCGCAUAG